AGCUUUUUGAUGUGGGGUGUUUUAAAAAGCCGCUUUCAUAGUUUUAAUGUAACGUUUGAGAUGAUUUGGGAGAGCUAAACGUUUGUGAUUAAACGACAGGGCGGAGUGGGAGGGGGUGAUGCGGUCGCCGGGUUUUGCCAAAAGCCGUAGUAACAGGGCGGGGCAGAAAUCCGGGAGGGCGGGCCCUAACGAGAACACGACUCGCCUUGUUGUGUGUAUUCCCGUGCUCACAUCGCCAUCUUGUAGCAAUCCUAUUUUUUUUUUUUUUUUUUUUUUUUUACGUAUGCGAGGAUCUACUUUCCGUUUGACCGGAUUAAAAACCGACCGCCUGGUUUCAGCAGAAACACAGGGGGAAGAGAAGUUCGGCCCCGAGGGUGUGAACCGUGCACACGGCGCUUCCCACCGGGACACCACCCUACCUACUCCCUCGGUCUUUUUCCUCCUUUCCGUCCCGAGCUAGCGGGUCGCCUGUCGUGAGGGUUUUACGCGCAAUGAGCAUCGACACACUUUUGGAGGCGGCCAGAUAUCUGGAAUGGCAAGCCCAGCAGCAACAACAGAUCACACGUGAAGAGGAGCAGCGCAAAGAGAAGGAUCUCAUCCAAAGGGACGCAGAGUCGCGGCGCGUGGAACUUGUGACGGCGUUGUCUCAGCCAAUCAGGGCCAACCACAUCACUUGGGGCCAUGACGCUCACCACCAACAGCCGCUUUACCCUCCUCCCCCCCCUCUCCCGCCCCCUCAAGUCCCCAUCGCCGUCAUCCCGAUGGUUCCGGUCGUCAACGCAACGCCCUCUGUCCCGCCCCUCCCGCUUGCAACGCAGGUUGCAGCGGCGGCGACGUUGCUCAACGGCUCCCCGCCAGUCAAGAAGGCUUCCUCCCCCCCGCAGCAGCAUCAGCAGCAUCAGCAUCAGCCGCAGCAGCCGUCGCCCUCUCCUCACCUGUUGUGCACUCACCAGAUAAAGGUAGAGACUGGUUCGCAGCUGAUAAGUGCAAAGCCCGGCCAAUCACAGCCCGAGGUUCAGAUCCAGUACUCAACCUCCAUCAGCACUAAUGGAUCCGGCGCUCUACAUGCACUGGUCCCCCACCAACUUCCACCUUCAUCCCAGCCGCGGGCCAACGGCGUGAUGAUGAGUGAUGACCUGAGAGGGAUGGAAGGGAAGAGGAGACCCGGAGGGGCGGGCACCAGAGAGGUUCAUAAUAAACUGGAGAAGAACAGGCGAGCGCACCUCAAAGAGUGCUUUGAGACGCUGAAGAAGAACGUUCCAAAUGUCGAUGAGAAGAAAACCUCCAACCUCAGUGUGCUCCGCAGCGCUUUGCGGUACAUACAGACCCUGAAGCGUAAGGAGAAGGAGUACGAGCACGAGAUGGAGCGUUUGGCCAGAGAGAAGAUCGCUACGCAGCAGCGGCUGGCCGAGUUGAAGAGCGAGCUCAGCCAAUGCAUGGACGUGAUGGAGAUCGACCGCGUCCUCCGCCAGACGAUCCAGCCGGAGGACGACCAGGCCUCCACGUCCACCGCCUCAGAAGGAGAAGACAACUUUGAGCAGGACAUGGACGAGGACGUCCUCGCCCCCCCCGCUCUCUCGUCGCGGCCCAAACCGCCACCUCCCGUUUUACAAGCCCAGCCGCUCCUCAACCAUCACCUGUCGAUGCAGCGCGGUGCCACCCUGCCUCUUUCUGGAGUCCUGCACACAGCCUCCCCCUCAGCGCCGCCUCACGCCAUCGCACCGGCGCCAGGCCCGCCCCCUCCGCAGGCCGCCCAUUCCAUUCAACCCGCGGCGAUGCAGCUCCAGUCCACGGUGAUCGCUCACGCCGCCGUCUCCCACCCGUCGGUCAUCCAGGCCGUCAAUCCCGGCCUGCCGGCAAAUCAAAAGCAUCUAACGCACAUUGCGCCGUCGCCCGGCCCCAUCUCCUCCAUCCAUCAGACCAUCACGGCGGCGGCGCCCGCGGCGGCUGCUCACCAGCAGAUAACCGGCCAGCCCAUCGGACACAUCACCGUCCACCCGGUGGCUCACCUGGCAGGGCCCCUGCCGUCCCACCUCCCGACUCUCUACCCCCAGGGCGUGUCCGUCUCCCAGCCCACGGUGGUGGGCCACAUCACGCACACCUUCACCCAUCACGCCCUGCCGCACGUGCAGGCUAACCCUCAAGCUAACACUAAUGGAGCCCAGAUGAACAGUGCGCUAGGGAAACCCACUGCCGUGCUGGCCCCCCACCCUCAGCUGGUGGGACAGGCCGCCGUCCUCAACCCUGUCACCAUGGUUACAGUCCCGACCUUCCCCGUCAGCACACUCAAACUGGCGUGAAGGUAAAAAGGAAAAUUAGCAGUGGGACUGCUGGAUGUCAGUUGAAGGGGAGAAAGAUUCAGAACUUUAGGAAUGCAUUUUUACACUCCUGUUAAUAAUUAAUUGCAGACAGAAUUGACCAAGAAAAGACAAGUUGUGAUGAAAAUCUCCAGAGAUAUUUUGGUCACGGCUCUGUUAGUUUGUGAACAAUAACGUUGAAGCAGUCAGUGGGUCAGGCCAUUGUUUGUGAAAAUAAGACAUUUGUCCACGCUGCAAAGACUGGAAUUCCUUCCUUCCUCCUCUCCUUCCCUUCCUUCCUCCUCUCCUUCCUAUACAACCAGAAGCACUAACGUAAUAAGCUCAAUUCACACUCAGGCAUCAGAGAUUUCCCAUAACUUUUCAUACACUCAUCGAGGGAAAAUGAGAGAGCUAGAGAGUGGAUUUUCUCGUUGGACUGUUUCCAUGGUGAUUCAGUAUGUGCCCGUUUUUAUACUCUGAAUCAUGAUGUCACAUGGGACAAUUCUGGUGGCAUAAUGUCGCUGAUGUGUUUGAGAGCAGGAGGCGGGAGCUCAGUGUUCUCACUGAUCCAAACUAAUUACAGACGAGUGUGAGGUAGAGCACAUUUCAUCGUUGUCAGUUUCCGAGGCAGCUUACUGUUUGUUCAUUUAAAUCGCAUCCAGUUUUCUUCCAAUCUGGCUCCACAAAGUGACUGGGAAGCAAUUUUCCCUUUUACCUCCAAAUGAAGGUUCACUCCGCUUGACACCAAACAAUCAAAUAGAAAAAGAACAAACCGUGCAAUUAUAAAACCAGAUUGGCAUUUAAUGAAAAAGACCAAUAAAAGGAAAAAAAGGACUGUACACAUAUCUAAUUCCACAGUUAUUUUUUAAUUUAAUUUGUUAUUGAAUACAGAUCAACUCCAGAGAGGCGUAGGGUGAAAGGGGGGAGAAUUUGUCAAAUGAUUUUCUUGGUUUGCUUUACAUACACAAUCAUCUGUUUUUACAAGCCUUUUGGAGAAAUCUGGAGACAAGGUUGCCAGUUUGAGCAAUGAAUUAGGAGUGAAAUUAGGACAAAAAUGUAUUUCAUGUAGCUAGUUAAAACAGGAAUUGUUACUAUUUUGACCUGACACUUAUAAAGAAUCUAUUUUAAGUACCUCAAAUUUGUCUGUAAAAUAUUGAAAGAAACCUGUACAGCUGUUGUCAAACACUCAUUGACAGGUGUUCUGGUGGGGGAGGGGGGGAGGGAGGGAGGGGUCACCCUCCUCUUCACUCUAAUGCAACAGCUCCCUCUGCUGCCUCAACCCAGACCUCAUACUGCGGCACAACACAAACGUCCCUUGAAAAGAAAAUAUUUUUUUCCCUUGAUUAUAUUACAAAUUGCUGAGAGAAUUGUGAAAUGUGGAUGAAGUCAGUGGACCUCGAGUUAGAAUUUUUAUUUGGUACAUUUGUCUCAUUAAAUAAUUGGGAUGAAGCUCUGCAUUUUCUUUAAUGCUAGGCCAAAAUCAGUUCAUGUAUUGCAGUUUUGUGACAACUAAUUUGGCAGUGACAUGAUUUUUUUUCGACAAAUGAUAUGAAACAUCACGCCAAAUCCUCUGAAGAAAACCUUUUUCAAAAUGUUUUUAUUUAAAAGAAAUAUGUUGUGAAACCACAUUUUAGUCUUUGUGUGACCAUGGACUCACAGCCUUCUUGCCAGCCUACACACGUAACACCGUGAAAUCUCCCGUCUCCGUACAUGUUCACAGUCGACGUCGCGUGGAUCCGUGCCGCUCCUUCUUUCUGGGUGUUAUGUCUGUAUAUGUGACUGUACUCACUUUGUUUUAUAUUAUGUACUAUAGUUAAUCCUACUGUACCUGUAGCAUGGCUGUGUUUGUAAGUUAUACAGUUUGUCCUGUGCAUGAUGGAGUGUCUGUGUGUGUGUGUGUGCGCGUGAGUGAGUGAGUGUGUGUAUGUGUGUAGCAAACGAGAUAUUUUUUUACACAGAGGCGAUUUAUGGUAUGAACCUGUUUGAAUGCUAACGUGUGUGCCUAUUCUCAGUUAUCCUGAACACUGUGACAACUCCGGCAAAGCACGAACACAUUGAGCGAAUGGAAGAGACAGGUUUACUGUCAAUGAUUUUUUUUUAAGUUUCCCCAUUUGAUGAGUUGGACUGAGAUGUGGAUUGGAAAAAGUAAAAAAACAAAAAAAGCUAUUGCUCUUUUCUUAACAUAAUGCCUAAUAUUCAAUUAGACUUUUUUUGUAAUAUUUGUAUUAAUGUAUGCAAGAUUUGUGAAUUAGUGAUGGUAUGCACGUUUUGGCAUAUGAGUGUAUGCAUCUUAAUUUGAAAUGCUUGUUUCUUUUUGGUUUUGUUAUGCAUGUAGAUUGCCCUUUUAGUUUCCUUUGAACGUUUUGUUUCUUUUUGGGACCAUGUACAAUACUGUAUAACGUGGGCAGGAUCUUGGACCUCAUGCUACAUUGAUAUUAUAUAUGAAUAUAAAAAACAUGUUUUCCCUAUGGAGAAAGUUUUAAGUUAUAUAUCGCCUGUACACUUUGGGCUGCCUUUUAGAUCUAACUGUCCACUGUUUAAGAUAAUAGAUAAACCAUAUUAAUGAAGAAUUAUGCUGAUGAAAUAAAAGAUUCUUAAUAAAUCUUA
Molecule: messenger RNA, 4904 nt
Organism: Pungitius pungitius (ninespine stickleback)
Lineage: Eukaryota; Metazoa; Chordata; Actinopteri; Perciformes; Gasterosteidae
Gene: mntb
Product: MAX network transcriptional repressor b
Exons: 6
Coding region: 492-2300 (602 amino acids)
Biological process (GO): regulation of transcription by RNA polymerase II
Molecular function (GO): RNA polymerase II cis-regulatory region sequence-specific DNA binding; protein dimerization activity; DNA-binding transcription factor activity, RNA polymerase II-specific
Source: RefSeq, a predicted model, not a curated record